AUGUUACUGGGUCACUCGCUCCAUUAUUUUAUCUGUCAGCUUCAUAGAAAUGAGCCACCAUCCCGCUCUGUUUUCUAUCACUAUGACGACAUUGCAUUCACUUUUUCUGUCUACCCACUCUUCCUACUAUCUAUCUAUCUAUCUAUCUAUCUAUCUAUCUAUCUAUCUAUCUAUCUCAUUCUGUUCAUACCUCUCUAUCUCACUCUGUUUAUCUAUCACCAUCUUAUCCUAUCACACUCUUCCAUCUAUCGAUCCAUCUUCUAUUUCAGUUUCUCUCUCUCUCUCUUUCUUUACUUUAUUUCUUUCUUUCUAUCUAUCUAUCUAUCUAUCUAUCUAUCUCAGACUGUUCGUUUCUUUCUUUUUUCUUUCUUUAUCUCUCUCUCUCUCUCUCUCUCUCUCUCUCUCUCUCUAUCUAUCUAUCUAUCUAUCUAUCUACGGGAACUUACCACAGUGGGAAGCUACAUUCGUAAACCUCAUCUCUCCUUUCACUAUUUUCUUUCUUUUUCUCUCCACUUUACAGUUCUUUUUCUUAUCAUUUUUUCUAUUUUCAUUUUUCUUGCUUCUUUUUCCUCUUCUUUCUUUCUCUUUCUUUCUUUCUUCUUUUCUUUCUUUCUCUCUCUCUCUUACUUCUUUUAUAUAUUUUGCUUUCUUCCUAAUCUCGUUGUCUUUUUUCCGUUGUUUUUUUCUUUCUUUCCAACCCUAAUCCUUUCUUUCUUCUUUUCCCAAUCCCUUUUCCUUAUUUCUUUUUGUGAUCGCGUUUUCUUCUUUUUUUUUCUUCAUUUUCUUCUUUUUAUUUUUAUUUUUAUUUUAUUUUUUUGUAAUUUCUUUUUCUUCUUCUUUACUGUUUUCAAUCUUCACCAUUCAAUUUAUCUGGCUACCUAUCUGCUUUCACCUUUUUCCUUAAUUCGUAAUUUUUUCUUUCGCUUUUUUUUCCUCAUUUUCUCUCAUAUUACUGCGAAUUUCUUUCCUUCCAUUUUAUUUUUUCGAUAG
Molecule: messenger RNA, 990 nt
Organism: Acanthosepion pharaonis
Lineage: Eukaryota; Metazoa; Mollusca; Cephalopoda; Sepiida; Sepiidae
Source: the annotation of a GenBank genome assembly